UCCCACCUCACCACCACCAUUCUCCAUAACCACGACAUCACCACCAAACCCCACCGCCACCCCUGAACCAAACUGACCCCUACCCCUACAACCACUGCCCCACCAUUGACCACCACCCCUAACACCCACAACCCCCUUAAUUGAACCCCACCCCACGCCACCCUCAUCCCUAACCCGAAAUCCCACCCCCUCUCACCUGACCACACCCCACAGGACUGAAACCCCACCCCACCCCAAAACCCACCACGCCGAACCGAACCCAACCCCUAAACCAAACCCUACAUCACCCUUCCUCGGUAGCCCCACCACCAUAAUCCCAGUCACGCCCUCAAACCCACCUUAAAUCGAACCAAACCCUCAUCCCGCCCACCUCCCCACCACACCCCGAGACUCCAGACAAUUGUCAAAGGUGUAAAGGGAAGGAGAUGAAUUGGGGUCUGGGUUUGGGGAGAUGAACCAAACCCUCAUCCCGCCCACCUCCCCACCACACCCCGAGACUCCAGACAGCUGUCAAAGGUGUAACGAGAAGGAGAUGAAUUAAGGUCGGGGUUUGGGGAGAGAGAAAGGGUCGAAUUUGGGGGUCGACAGGUACGAGGUUUGCUUUGAAGUACUGGCGGGAGGAGUUGGUCAAAGGUGACCGGAGGAAGGGAAGGUGCUGAUCUAUGGUGGUCGGUGGGGCUUCUGGUUGGCGACAAGCGGCUAAGCUAGUUGGGGAAGCCGACAUCAAUGGAGGGGGAGGGGAAAAAAUUUCUGUUUUUUUUUUUUUUUUUUUUUUUUUUUUUUUAAGAAAUUUAUUUUUUUUAAUUAAUGUGUGUUAAUUUUUUUAAGAAGUGUUAAUCAUAAGUACUAUUAGAUAAUUAGCAAUUAAUUAUAAUUUGAUAAACGAUUUAACAAAUAAAAAUCUGAUAACCGGUCACCUCUAGGUUGUAGGUAAAAUAACUUGUUUAAAACGGAUACCAAUUUAAAAUGGUAUUAUUUAGAGAUAAUCAAAAGAUCGACCUGUUUUUAGCGGACGGGUAAAAGGUGGUAUUAUUUAAUGCAAUUUUUCUUAUCUUUAAUUAUCAAUAAUAUAAAUUCUAAAAGUAGAAAUGACGUAACUUUAAAAAUAGCCUUAGUUUUGUACAUCACUCGGUUUCUCAAUACGCUCUUUGUAGCUCUGCCAACCAUCAUCACGGCCGACCGUCCGCCCUACAAUCGCCGGCGACCGUCCGCCUGACGAUCACCGCUGUCUGAGGCACUGCCAGAGGUCAGUGCUACUAAUUUAACGAAAUAUUACAGACAAAAAAAAAAAAAAAAAAAAAAAAAACAGCACAUCCAUAAAAGUUGGAUCAGUUUGACAGCGUCUUCUCUAUUCUUCAUUAUUCUGCUGCGUUGGAAGUUGGUUUCUUCUCCAAAGCAGAGAGAUGGUCCACAGUGCAUAUGAUUCCUUCGAGCUAAUUAGUGAUUUCCCCACAAAGAUUGAUGCUGUUGAAUCAUAUGGCUCAAAACUUCUCCUUGGCUGCAGCGAUGGGUCACUUCGAAUCUAUUCUCCCGAGUCUGCAUCCGAUUCAUCUCCGCCAUCUGAUUAUCAUGCCAGCCAAUUAGAGCUUCUAAAAGAACCCUACUCUCAAGAGAGAACCAUAAAUGGCUUUGCAAGGAGGCCAAUCAUUGCAAUGGAGGUUUUGAGGUCGCAAGAGCUUCUUUCUCUCUCUGAGUCUAUUUCAUUUCAUAAGCUCCCUUCCUUUGAGACUGUUGCCGUAAUUUCCAAGGCCAAAGGUGCAAAUGCUUAUUCUUGGGAUGAAUCUAGGGCUUUUUUGUGUUUUUCCAAGCAGAGAAAGAUAUGGAUAUUCCGGCAUGAUGGAGGUCGGGGGUUUGUCGAGGUGAAAGACUAUAAUGUUUCAGAUACUGUGAAGUCAAUGGCUUGGUGUGGUGAAAAUAUAUGCAUUGGUGUUCGAAAGGAAUACAUGAUACUCAAUGCUACUACUGGUGCAAUGUCUGAAGUGUUUUCUUCAGGGAGAAUCUCCCCACCUUUGGUGGUGUCUCUUCCUUCUGGAGGAUUUCUUCUUGGGAAGGAUAAUAUUGGGGUUUUUGUGGACCAAAAUGGGAAACUUGGUCAAGAAGGCAGGAUUUGUUGGUCUGAGGCCCCCAGUCAAAUUGUUAUCCACGAGCCUUAUGCUAUAGGUCUCCUGUCUAAGCAUAUUGAGAUAAGGUCUCUUCAACAAUCAUUUCCAUUAAUACAAACUGUUGGCUUGCGAAAUGUUCGGCAUGUCAUACGCAGCAACAGUGCGAUUAUUGUUUCUCUAGAAAAAUCUGUCUAUGGCCUCUUCCCAGUUCCUUUGGGUGCGCAGAUAGUGCAAUUAACAGCAUCUGGCAAUUUUGAGGAGGCCUUAGCUUUGUGUAAACUCCUUCCACCAGAAGAUUCAAGUCUUAGAGCUGCAAAGGAGAGUUCUAUCCAUAUUAGAUAUGCACAUCAUUUGUUUGAAAAUGGUAGCUAUGAGGAGGCCAUGGAGCAUUUUGUUGAUUCACAAGUUGAUAUCACAUAUGUGCUUUCACUUUACCCAUCAAUUAUUGUUCCAAAGUCGACUGUGCUUCCGGAGCCUCAAAAGGUGACAGAUUUUGGUUUGGAUGCUUCAGAUCUCUCGAGGUGUUCGUCGGGCAUAUCUGAUGACAUGGAAACUUCACCUAGAGCACAUAGUGACUUAGAGGAAAAUGCUUCCGUAGAGUCCAAGAUAGUUAGCCACAAUACUCUUAUGGCACUUAUCAAGUUCUUGCAGAAGAAAAGGUUCAAUAUUAUUGAAAAGGCUGCAGCAGAGGGAACAGAUGAGGCCGUGUCUGACGCCUUUGGUGCUAAUUUCAAAUCUUAUGACUCCAAUAGGUCAAAGAAGUCAAAUAAGGGUCGUGGCAGCGUUCCCAUUAGCUCAGGGGGUCGUGAGAGGGCUGCUAUACUGGACACUGCACUUCUCCAAGCCCUUAUUCUCACAGGACAGUCUUCUGCUGCUGUGGAACUGUUGAGAGGGGUAAAUUUCUGUGAUUUGAAGAUAUCUGAGGAGUUCUUGCACAAAUCAUGUCAAUAUACUGCAUUGCUCGAAUUAUACAAGUGCAAUGAUAUGCACCGUGAAGCUUUGAAGCUUUUGCUCCAACUAAUUGAAGAGUCAAAGUCAGAGCCCCCACGACCUGAGCUCAUUCAGAAGUUCACUCCUGAAAUGAUCAUUGACUACCUGAAGCCUCUUUGUGGGACAGACCCCAUGCUUGUGCUGGAAUUUGCAAUGCUUGUUCUUGAAAGCUGUCCAACACAGACUAUUGAGCUCUUUCUAUCAGGAAAUAUUCCGGCAGACUUGGUGAAUUCCUAUUUGAAACAGCAUGCUCCAAAUAUGCAGGCUAGAUAUCUAGAACUUAUGCUUUCCAUGAAUGAAGAUGGGGUCUCUGGUCAUCUACAGAAUGAAAUGGUGCAAAUCUAUCUGUCAGAGGUUCUUGAUUGGUAUAGAGAACUGAGCUCACAACAGAAAUGGGAUGAGACAGCUCACUCUCCAACAAGGAAGAAAUUAUUAUCUGCUUUGGAGAACAUUUCAGGGUACAACCCAGAAGGUCUUUUAAAACGUCUUCCAGCUGAUGCCUUGUAUGAAGAAAGGGCUAUAUUGUUGGGGAAGCUGAAUCAGCAUGAACUUGCCCUUUCUCUCUAUGUACAUAAGCUUCAUGUUCCUGAAUUGGCUCUUUCUUAUUGCGAUCGAGUCUACGAGUCUCAGCUUAAUCAACCUCCUGGAAGGUCUCAGAGCAAUAUAUAUCUUACUCUCCUGCAAAUCUAUUUAAAUCCUAGAAGAACAACAAGAAACUUUGAGAGACGAAUCAACAAUCUCGUCUCGACGCCUAAUGCUGAAAUCAAAAGAAAUAAUUCCUCUGCUUCAAUUAGAAGCAAAGGUCGUCUUCCUAGAAAAAUUGCUGAAAUAGAGGGUGCAGAAGAUGUGCGCUUUAGCCCCAGCAAUACGGAUAGUGGGAAGAGUGAUGGUGAUGCAGAUGAAGCCAACUCUGAAGGGGGGUCCAAUAUAAUGCUUGAUGAGGCCCUUGAUUUGUUGAGCCGCAGAUGGGAAAGAAUCAAUGGGGCACAAGCCCUGAAGUUGUUACCCAAAGAAACUAAGUUUAAGAAUUUGCUUUCUUUUCUUGGACCACUCUUGAGAAAAUCUAGCGAAACACACAGGAAUUUUGCAGUGAUUAGGAGACUUAGAGAGAGUGAGAAUCUCCAGGUUAAAGAGGAACUCUAUGAUAAGAGGAAAGCUGUUGUAAAGGUUACAGGUGAUAGCAUGUGUUCCCUCUGCAACAAGAAGAUAGGAACAAGCGUGUUUGCUGUCUAUCCAAAUGGAACAACACUAGUCCACUUUGUUUGCUUUAGGGACUCACAGAGCAUGAAGGCUGUGAAAGGUUCCCAAUCAAGAAAAAGAUCACAGUAGAGUUCAAAUAUAAUGUUUUUCGUGCACUACCGGCUCUCUGCUCAAGCUAUUGCCUCUCAUGCUCUAGUGCUGUUGUUUCCUUUCCUAUAUCCCUCCAUGGUUGCCAUUUUUUGCGAGGUAGAGCCCAUGCUGUUAACUCAGCAGCAUUCUCCAGCUAUAACAAUAACCUGGUUUGAGGACAGGAACAUCAUCUGGAGUCAUUUGAGCUCAAUUUGUGGUAGUGAAAAAAACCCAUCAUCAAGAACAUGUGGUGUCUUCAACAACGAAUGCAUGAAGAAGUAUUCAGUUGGUUGUUAAUUUUGUUUUGCUGGUUAUAUGUAGAUGGUGAGUGUUGUGCUGCAAGUAAUUCAUCGAUUGGGAAUCUCUUUGAUUCUGCUAUUGUUUACAUGAUUUUGUUGUAACUAAUGUAUAUCAUGGAAUACAUGUUUUAACUUAAAACACUUGAUUUAAAAGAAUCAUGCACAUUUUGGUCUAACACUGUAGAUGUAUUUUUUCCAUGAAAUUUGUUACAUUUUUUUGGAUUAA
Molecule: messenger RNA, 4946 nt
Organism: Chenopodium quinoa (quinoa)
Lineage: Eukaryota; Viridiplantae; Streptophyta; Magnoliopsida; Caryophyllales; Amaranthaceae
Product: vam6/Vps39-like protein
Exons: 13
Coding region: 1404-4421 (1005 amino acids)
Biological process (GO): autophagy; intracellular protein transport; vesicle-mediated transport
Cellular component (GO): membrane; cytoplasm
Molecular function (GO): protein binding
Source: RefSeq, a predicted model, not a curated record